This is a messenger RNA of Danaus chrysippus (African queen), 660 nucleotides long. NCBI's taxonomy places the organism in Eukaryota, Metazoa, Arthropoda, Insecta, Lepidoptera, Nymphalidae. The record is from the annotation of a GenBank genome assembly.
AUGAUAUUGGGUUUAUUUGUGACUGUAAUCAUAUUAGCGGUGGGGAUGGUAGAAAACGGUUCGUCCCCGACUAUGCAAGUAAAUGAGAGUACUACAUGUGAGGAAUUCAGCCGCUUCGCCAGAUUUAAUCCAUACUCCGUUCUGGAUGACGAAUGGAUGGUUUUUUAUUAUUGGGGACCCUCUCAAAGCCCCAUGUUCGUCAGGUUUUUCAUACCCACUAAAAAGCAUAUAGCAUAUAUGAGGUAUGAAAUGGAUCAUCAUUUGGUAGCGCCAAUUAAUUGGACGGCAAGAGGUGUGUUCAUGAAAGAAAGGACAAACAUGACCUAUUACCUAGAAGAGGUCUCAGACAGAGGACAUUAUAAAUUAUAUGAACUCUACAGAGACAUAAAAGAAAACGUUGUACUCACACCCGUGGAUGUAAGAUUUAAACAAACCAGUGACACUCGAUAUUUCGCUGUCAUGAACUGUGAUGAAGAUGUUGUGUACCUGUUCUCAAGAGUCGCGCACGUGCCUAAGAAGAAUGAGAUCCAGGAGGUAGCUUCUAAGUUUGGUUACCGAGGUCGUGGGGGCAGGUCGUAUCUGUACCAGGGACACCAUUGGAUGCCUAUCGAUGAAGCUGAUGAGGAGGAUUAUGAAGACGCCUUGAAAGGAAUUUAUUAA